This is a messenger RNA of Camellia sinensis, 543 nucleotides long. Lineage: Eukaryota; Viridiplantae; Streptophyta; Magnoliopsida; Ericales; Theaceae. The record is from RefSeq and is a predicted model, not a curated record.
AUGAGAGAUGUAAAGAGAAGAAAGAGAGACAAAUGUAGAGAUCCUCAUUCUUCAGGGAAAAUUACACUAAAUACAGAUGGGUGUCCGUGUGGAGAUCCAGGGAAAGGAGGAUUCGGUGGAGUUUUCUGCGAUGAAGAGAGAGUCUGGCUGUAUGGUUUCUUUGGGAAGCUUGAGAACUGUUAUAGCCUUGAAGUUGAAAUGUGGGGCAUUUACUGUGGUCUUACAUUUGUUUUAGGGAAAGGCCUUCGUAAAGUUAUCAUUGAGACUAAUUUGACUAUGGCUGAGGAGCUGCUCACUAAGGGCCCUCCUCUAAAUUGUCCAUACCAAAGCAUUAUAGAGGACUCUCGCCACUUGAUCCAAUGGUGCAAUUGCACAAUCCAACACAUCAUGUGGGAAACAAAGAAAUAUGUAGACAAGCUUGCUAAUAUGGGAGCUGCUCAAUCAAAGGUGGUGGUGGUGGUGGUGGUGGUGGAAGAGCCACCUGUUAAAGUGCGAAGCCAAAUUCUUGUUGAUAUGGUAGGAGUGGAAUAUAGGAGGAUUUGA